Oryzias melastigma (Indian medaka) is the source of this 2777-nucleotide messenger RNA. RefSeq names its product histone-lysine N-methyltransferase SUV39H1. The record is from RefSeq and is a predicted model, not a curated record. Gene Ontology annotation, cellular component: nucleus. Gene Ontology annotation, molecular function: histone H3K9 methyltransferase activity; protein binding; zinc ion binding. NCBI's taxonomy places the organism in Eukaryota, Metazoa, Chordata, Actinopteri, Beloniformes, Adrianichthyidae. The transcript has 6 exons. Bases 543 to 1790 code for a protein of 415 amino acids.
GGAAAUGUAAAGGGAUUCAAUAAAUACUAAUACGGCUUAACCAGCUGUGAAAAUCAAUCCAGAAAGUUAUGGAUUUCUCUUAUGAAUAAAAGAUGCUCAACUGUUUUUAUAUUGUUCCUGCAAAACGUGCACGUUUGUGUUAAUGUUGAAUUUAUUAUGAAGGUAAUCAUUAGAUUGAUAAAUAGCAUUUAAGACUUUGAAUGUUUUUUUUUCUUCUUUUCUUUUCUUUUGGUGGAAUUUGGGAAACAAAUAUAAUGAGUUAAAUCCGCUCCUAAUGUUAAAGGGCAAAAACAGAAAGGUCGACUAUAUACAGUCUAUGGUCGACUGUAGGGCGGGAGCUAAGCUCUACGCAUCGACUGAUUGGACACGAGGGCGUUUCUGUUCUCGAAGAGCCAAUAAUCUCCCGCCUUGUCAUCCUGCUUAAGGACCAAUGGGAGAAGAAGCAGAAGAAGCUCGUCCAAUCAGCAGCGGAUACCAGCAGCCUGACAGAAACCCCGCCUGCGCAGUAGACGUCCCUCUAUUUUGGCGGUAUUGCAAAAAACAUGGCGGAAAAUUCGAAAGAUAAAAUAAUGUGCAGCGUGUCUUGUAAGAUGACGUAUGGCGAGCUGGAGGCCUUGUGUCGCACUGAGACCCUGCACUGCAAAGAGCUCGGAGUGAGCAGAGCCAAUGUCAACGAUUACGAGGUGGAGUUUCUCUGCAACUACAAGAAGACUAAGGAGGAGGAGGAGUUCUACCUGGUCAAGUGGAAGGGCUUCCCUGAGUCUGAUAACAGCUGGGAACCAAAGAGGAACCUCAAAUGCCCAAAGCUCAUGAAGCAGUUCCAUCUGGACCUGGACAAGGUGCUCCGGAGUCAGAAGAGGCGGGCCAUACCCAAAAAGUUGGAUAAGGAGGUGGCCUCGUUCCUGGCUCAGAAAGCCAAACUCCGUCAGAGUCUCCAGCGCUGGCAGGACCAUUUGAAUGACACUCGCAACCAUCCCGGUCGCAUUUUUGUCACAAACGACGUGGACCUCGAGGGCCCUCCAAAGAACUUCACCUACAUCAACAACUACAAAGUUGGCCCCGGCAUCGUGUUGAACGAGAUGGCUGUGGGUUGUGACUGUAUAAACUGUUUGGAGGAUCCGGUGAACGGCUGUUGUCCAGGUGCCUCCCUGCACCGCAUGGCCUACAACGACCGAGGCCAGGUCCGGAUCAAGCCGGGCUCGCCCAUUUAUGAAUGUAACUCCCGGUGCAGCUGCGGCCCGGAUUGUCCCAACCGAGUGGUCCAGAAGGGCAUUCAGUUUGACCUGUGCAUCUUCAAGACAGAGGAUGGCCGGGGAUGGGGCGUGCGCACGCUGCAGGCCAUCAAGAAGAACACCUUUGUCAUGGAGUAUGUGGGAGAGAUUAUUACUACAGAUGAAGCAGAGAAGAGGGGCCACCUCUACGACCGGCAGGGCUCCACCUACCUGUUUGACCUGGACUAUGUUGAGGAUGUGUACACAGUGGAUGCUGCGCACCAAGGAAACAUCUCCCACUUUGUCAACCACAGUUGUAACCCUAACCUGCAGGUAUUCAAUGUGUUCAUUGACAACAUUGACGAGAGGCUUCCCAGAAUCGCUCUGUUCUCAACACGAUCGAUCCGGGCAGGGGAGGAGCUUACCUUCGACUACAAGAUGCAAAUUGACCCAAUAGACACAGAAAGCACCAAAAUGGACUCCAGUUUCAGCCUGGCUGGGCUUCCCGCUUCGCCGAAGAAGAAGAUCCGAGUGGAGUGUCGGUGUGGCUCAGAACUCUGUCGGAAGUACCUCUUCUGACUGCAGGAAGUCUCUUGAAAACUGUACAGAAAUGUUUUUAAUGAUAUCUUUCAUUAUGUUUUUAUAUGCGACCAUGAGAAACUGUCAAGAUUUUAAACGUGCUUUUGAUAAGCAAGAAGAAAAGAACCAGCGACUUCUAUAGCUCAGAGGUGCUGCAUCUGAGCUUCACUUCAGUCUUCCUCCAUUGAUUCUGACAUUUCCUCUACCUGAGGACAACCUUACCACCUGCCCAGUGGGACAUUCAAUGGAAUCAAACUUCAGCUUCACUGUGAAUCCGCUGAAUUCUGUCUGAUGAUCAAGUCAGUUUCUCUCUUGAUCAUCGUGUUGACGUCACGCCUGAUGUUCUGGGUGUGUUCUCCCAGCUCCUGAAAGUUUGCUGAGCUCAGUCCAACUAUUUCAAAUACCUUGGAUUCUUGAAAAAUGCUAACUGUAUUAGCCAAAUACCAUAGUAUCUGCGUGUGGAGUCUGGAUGUUGGUCCUGCUCAGAUAACAUGUCACGCGAUUCUUUUAAGGAUAUUGGACCCGCAUCAGCCAAACCGCUUUCUGGAGUCUCUUGGUUGUUCUUUAUUUCAUUUUCUGUUUAAACUGGGGGAUUUUAGUAGUUGUGGAUAAAGUCACAUUUGAAUAAAACUUGAGCCUGAAAGCAUGACCUGCAUGAUAAUUUGGGUUCGUCUGUUUUGAUGUUAUUGCUGGACUGUUCAACAUCUCCCUGUGCCGGCCUUCAGCCCAGAUAAAAUACAGGGUUGUGUCAGAAAGAGCAUCCGCCAUGAAAAACAGCUUUCCUGUGGGAAGCAGUGAAAGCUACUUCACUGUAGCGAACCCUGAAUAAACAGUUCACCUAUGUCCAGAUUUCCUCCCUACUCCCUGAAAAUACUUGGUGCCCUGGAUUUUAAAUAUGACGUCACCUGAUAAAUGUGAACAUUCUAUGACGACUAUUUAUGAAUCCACUGUGUUCUGAUGAUGAUGGAAAUGCGGAUGGUUUAAAAA